Messenger RNA from Rhinocladiella mackenziei CBS 650.93, 1590 nucleotides. RefSeq lists its product as uncharacterized. Gene Ontology annotation, cellular component: Golgi apparatus; membrane. Bases 1 to 1590 code for a protein of 529 amino acids. Gene Ontology annotation, biological process: intracellular zinc ion homeostasis; zinc ion transport; transmembrane transport. The transcript has a single exon. Gene Ontology annotation, molecular function: zinc ion transmembrane transporter activity. NCBI's taxonomy places the organism in Eukaryota, Fungi, Ascomycota, Eurotiomycetes, Chaetothyriales, Herpotrichiellaceae. The record is from RefSeq and is a predicted model, not a curated record.
AUGAGCGCAACCUUUACUUUGCCUGUUGCUGCCACAGACAACUGCCAGCAGGGGCACGAUCAAUCGCCACCUCAUUCGCAUUCUCCCUCUCACUCACAUUCACACUCACGCUCCCAUCAACGACAUCGGACGGGAGGUCGUCUCACCGCGCCCUUUCCUUUGGCACGAAUCUCAUCUGAGCCGGCCGUCCAACAAAGUGAAACGAGUCGUCUCCCUCCAGUCGACACCCAUUUCCACCAGCAUAACCACAUUAGCCUGACUCCCGCCUUCGAUAUCUCGGAUGCUCGAUUUAUACCCAAGAGGAGGGAUACAGAACAAACGGCAUAUUCAUCUCCGGGAGGAACACUGCGUCCCCAGUUCCGCAGGAACUUCUCUAAACCGACCGAACUCUUGUUACAAUCGACCGAGAACUAUGCCCUACUUCACGGCAUUCUCGAGGAUGACGAGUCACGGCGGAUCUUUUAUUUCAUGAUCUUGAAUCUGUGCUUUAUGGUGGUCCAAUCAACCUAUGGUAUUCUUACCGGGUCUUUGGGGUUGAUCAGUGACAGUAUACACAUGUUCUUCGACUGUGUUGCGUUACUGGUUGGUGUUUGUGCUGCUGUCAUGAGCAAAUGGCCCCCUAGCCUGAAGUUUCCAUAUGGCUAUGGCAAAAUCGACACACUGGCAGGCCUGGGAAAUGGAAUUUUCUUGAUGCUCAUCAGCAUUGAGAUCGUUUACGAAGCCAUGGAACGACUGUUUUCCGGUGCUGACAUUAGUCGAACAACAGAGCUCCUUGUGGUCAGUACUAUCGGCUUGGUUGUCAAUCUCGUGGGCAUCUUCGCUUUUCAUGGCGCCCAUGAUCAUGGACAUGGACAUGAAGGCCACUCUCCCGAUGACCAUGACCACGACCAUGAUCACAAGCAUGACCAUAUUCAUGACGAAUCAGAAACCCCAUUAACCGCCUCUGCCUCGCCCAUGAAAGGCAAGAAGGCAGCAAGCGACCAUCACCACGGUGGCGAAAACAUGCAGGGAAUUUAUCUCCACAUCAUGGCGGAUGCCCUGGGUUCCCUGGCCGUCGUAGGAUCUACCCUCCUCGUCCGGUGGACCGGUUGGAGCGGCUUCGAUCCCGUGGCCUCAUGCAUCAUCGCCAUUCUCAUCUUUGCAUCCACCAUUCCUCUAGUCGCAAAUACGACUAAAAUUCUCCUCUUGUCCCUGAACUCGGACGUCGAAUACAAUCUCCGGGGCAUUCUCAGCGGCGUUGCCGAAAUUCGAGGUGUGGCAGGCUACACGGUUCCAAAGUUCUGGCUCGAGGAUAUCAAGAAGGAACCCGGUCACCAUCAUGGACAUUCACACGGUCAUGAUCAUCACCAUCAUCAUCACAGCCACUCCCACAAGAACAGCGAAGGGAAGAAAUGUGACGGCGAAAAUGAAGACCCUACCGUCCUCGGUGUCAUCCAUGUCAUUGCCUCAUUCACUGCCGACCUUGAGGACGUCAGGGAGAGAGUCGGAAUGUAUUUACGCUCACGCAAGAUGGACGUCGUGAUCCAGAUGGAACGUGAAGGCGAGAAUCGGUGUUGGUGUAGAGGCGGACAAAAGACGAUGGCUGGUUGA